This is a messenger RNA of Drepanopeziza brunnea f. sp. 'multigermtubi' MB_m1, 654 nucleotides long. RefSeq lists its product as uncharacterized. The record is from RefSeq and is a predicted model, not a curated record. Gene Ontology annotation, biological process: phosphorylation; phosphorelay signal transduction system. Gene Ontology annotation, cellular component: nucleus; cytoplasm. Lineage: Eukaryota; Fungi; Ascomycota; Leotiomycetes; Helotiales; Drepanopezizaceae. Gene Ontology annotation, molecular function: histidine phosphotransfer kinase activity; protein histidine kinase binding.
AUGCUAUCCUCGUAUGGGAAGGUAUUGGUUUACAUGAUUCACUCAAAAGGAAGAAAAGACCUUACGGAGGAGAGACAGGAGGACAAGGAGGAUAAGGAGGACAAGGAGGACAAGGAGGUAGAAACAAUUCUCUCUUCUGCCACUCGGCUAGCAAUCAGAUCCUUUGAGAUCACUGCGUCGAAAAUGCCUGAAAGCGUAUCCCAUGAACCCGAGGACCAGAGUGAGGAUGGUGACGCCGAAGGCUCUGUCGGCUUGCCAGAUCUAGGCGAGAGUAUCGAUGCCUUGACCUUCGAGCAAAUUCUAGAAAUGGACGAUGACGAGGAAGACCGCGAGUUUAGCCGCUCUAUUGUGUUUGGAUUCUUCGAGCAGGCCGAGCAGACUUUCGGAAAAAUGGAGACCGCACUCAAGGAGAAGGACCUCGGCCAACUCUCGUCCCUCGGCCACUUCCUGAAAGGUUCCUCCGCUACACUUGGCUUGACCAAGGUGAAGGAUAGCUGCGAGAAGAUCCAGCACUACGGCCAGAAGAAGGACGAGGAGGGUACCGCUGACGAACCUGACGAGAACAAGUGCUUGGAACGCAUUAAGGAGACUCUGGUCACCGUGAAGGAGGACUACAAAGAGGUCGAGAAGGUCCUGAAGAAGUUCUACGCCUGA